Messenger RNA from Limulus polyphemus (Atlantic horseshoe crab), 2740 nucleotides. RefSeq names its product TFIIH basal transcription factor complex helicase XPD subunit-like (gene Xpd). The coding region runs from base 216 to 2498 and encodes 760 amino acids. Lineage: Eukaryota; Metazoa; Arthropoda; Merostomata; Xiphosura; Limulidae. Gene Ontology annotation, cellular component: nucleus. Gene Ontology annotation, molecular function: hydrolase activity, acting on acid anhydrides, in phosphorus-containing anhydrides; damaged DNA binding; DNA helicase activity. Gene Ontology annotation, biological process: positive regulation of mitotic recombination; nucleotide-excision repair; transcription by RNA polymerase II. The record is from RefSeq and is a predicted model, not a curated record. The transcript is spliced from 25 exons.
AUCGCGAUUCGCUAGGAUAAUAAUGGUUGAUUUCUUUGUUGUUUCAAUGUUUGUCAAGCAAGUUGACUCUUAAUUUUAUUGAAUAUAUGCGUUAUUAAUAUUUUAUGUGUGUUCCAAAACAAAACAUUGAAGAAGUGUAUGGAAUUGUUAAGAAAUAUCCAGAUAUUACUUAAAAUACGUGGUCUAAAAGCAACUUCUUCAUACAGGUUUUGAUAAUGAAGAUAAACGUGGAUGGACUGUUGGUUUACUUUCCUUAUGACUAUAUCUAUCCUGAACAGUACUCCUACAUGAUAGAACUUAAAAGAUGUUUAGAUGCUAAAGGUCAUGGCUUACUGGAAAUGCCUUCAGGAACAGGGAAGACUAUAUCUCUCUUAUCAUUGAUUUUGUCAUACCAGAGAGCUAAACCAUCGGAGCUUGCAAAGUUAAUAUACUGUUCCCGUACAGUUCCAGAGAUUGAAAAGGUACUUGAAGAAUUGAAAGGACUGAUUGCUUAUUAUGAGAAAGAAACUGGCCAGAAAAGUUCAUCUGUAGCUUUAUGUUUGAGUUCUCGAAAAAAUUUAUGCAUACAUCCUCAGGUGAGUAAAGAAAGAAAUGGGAAAGUUGUUGAUGGAAGAUGUUACAGUUUGACUGCAUCAUAUAAACGCUCAAAAGCUCGUGUAGACCCGUCUGUUAGCUCAUGCUCCUUCUUUGAGUCUUUCGAUGCUCAUGGGAGAGAGUACCCUCUACCAGCAGGUGUUUAUAGUCUUGAUGACCUGAAAGAAUAUGGAAAAAAAAAUGGUUGGUGCCCGUAUUUUAUUGCUCGUCAUGCUAUAACUCAUGCUAACGUGAUUGUGUAUAGUUAUCACUAUUUAUUGGACCCAAAGAUAGCUGAUCUUGUUUCAAAAGAAUUUUCCAGAAAUUCAAUUGUUGUUUUUGAUGAGGCUCAUAACAUUGACAAUGUUUGUAUUGAGUCUAUGAGCGUGACUAUCAGCAGAAGAGUGAUAGAACGAUGCCAAAACAACAUUCAGGUGCUAGCUCAAACAAUAAAAGAUUUAAAAGAGCAAGAUACCAAUAAGCUUAAAGAGGAAUACCAAAGAUUGGUGGAAGGAUUAAGAGAUGCCAAUGUUGCACGUGAAACUGAUAUUGCACUUUCUAAUCCAGUAUUGCCAGAUGAAGUUUUGCAAGAGGCUGUACCUGGUAACAUUCGUAAUGCUGAACAUUUUAUCAGUUUUUUGAAAAGAUUCUUAGAGUAUGUGAAGACAAGGCUCAGGGUCCAGCAUGUGGUUCAGGAUAGUCCUGCAUCAUUUCUUAAGGAUGUAUAUCAGAAAGUUUACAUUGAAAGGAAACCCCUUAGGUUUUGUUCGGAAAGGCUUCGAUCUUUGAUACGGACUUUAGAAGUUUCAGACAUCACAGACUUUUCAUCAUUACUUUUAUUGUCCAACUUUGCUACACUUGUGAGCACCUAUACAAAAGGUUUUAUUGUUAUCAUUGAACCUUUUGAUGACAAAAUGCCAACAGUUCCAAAUCCCAUUUUACACUUCAGCUGUAUGGAUGCUUCCAUUGCCAUCAAACCUGUUUUUGAAAGAUUUCAGUCAGUAAUUAUAACUUCUGGGACUUUGUCACCAUUAGACAUGUACCCCAAGAUCCUUGACUUUCGACCUGUCAUAUUAGCAUCUUUUACUAUGACCCUAGCAAGGCCUUGCAUCUGUUCAAUGAUUGUAAGUAAAGGAAAUGACCAAGUGGCUAUGACUUCCAAAUUUGAAACUAGAGAUGAUAUUGCCGUAAUACGCAACUAUGGUAAUCUUCUGGUUGAAAUGGCUACGAUUGUACCUGAUGGCAUUGUUUGUUUUUUCACCAGUUACUUCUACAUGGAAGCUGUUGUUGCUUCUUGGUAUGAACAAGGAGUGAUAGACAAUAUUCAGAAACAUAAACUUCUGUUUGUGGAAACUCAGGAUGCUGCAGAAACCAGUCUAGCUUUAUUAAACUACAUCAAGGCAUGUAAUAAUGGUAGGGGAGCUGUAAUGCUCUCUGUGGCUCGAGGAAAAGUUUCUGAAGGUGUAGAUUUUGAUCACCACUUAGGCCGGGCGGUAUUGAUGUUUGGCAUACCUUUUGUAUACACACAGAGUCGAAUACUAAAGGCCAGACUUGAGUAUCUAAGGGACCAGUUCCAGAUCAGAGAAAAUGAUUUUCUUACUUUUGAUGCUAUGAGACAUGCUGCACAGUGUGUUGGUCGUGCCUUGCGGGGAAAAACAGAUUAUGGAAUAAUGUGUUUUGCAGAUAAGAGGUUUUCUCGGGCAGACAAACGAGGAAAAUUACCCAAAUGGAUUCAGGAGUCCUUGAAAGAUAGUAUGUGCAACCUUUCCAUUGAAGAAGCUGUGCAAAUUGCUAAAAGAUUUCUGAGAGUUAUGGCACAACCAUUUAGGAAGGAAGAUCAGUUGGGUGUUUCCUUGCUCACUUUGGAGCAACUGCAAGCAGAAGAAUAUCAACAGAAGCUCGAAGCUCGUGUUCAAGUCCAUUGAUAAUUUGUUUAUGUAUUCCCCUAUUGCCAAAAAGCACUAAGCUAAGAAUUUCAAACUUACAUGUAAAUAUUCAAGUCAUCAGAAUAAUUGUUUAAAAAAUAAGAUACAAGCAACAUCAUAGUUCAGUCUGAUUUCCAUAACUUAUCAGUUUUGAUUUCUUGUACCAUUUCCAUAAGUUUUUAAAACAAACUUCCAUAUUUUGUAUGUUGGCAACUGUUAAUAAAUAGUCACAUGAAUAUUGA